AUGUCAGCACGUCGCAAGAACCCCUCCACACCCUCCACGCCGCACACCUACACGGAGCCCAUCCUCAACGGCACGCCCACACCCUCAACCAGCAUGCGCAACAGCCCACCACGCACGCCCGCCUCCGCCCUCCUCCCCACGCGCCUCGAAACCCUCCUCAUCUCCCUCUACCCCGGGACGCUCCUCCUCGGCUCCAUCUUCAGCACGCUCUCACCCACCACACGCCACGCGCCCUACAGCGCGACGCUGCAGUCCCACCCACCAGACUUCGCGCCCUCGUACUUCGCGCAAAAACGCAACGUCUUCAACCUCUUUUUCGUCAAGCAGGGCUGGGCGUGGACAACGGCCGCGCUGGUGCUGUUUCUGCUCACGCACCCGAGUCUCGGGCCGCCGAUGCGGCCCGUGUUGACGCCGCGACGCGUCAGGGCUGUGUUGAGGUAUCUGCUGGUUACGCUGUGGUGGGCGGGGGUCACGCAGUGGUUCUUUGGGGCGCCGUUGAUCGAUCGCGGGUUCCUGCUCACGGGGGGCCAGUGCGAACUGAUCAAGGACCCGGGCGCGAGGGAGGAGAUGAGUAAUACGCGGGAGUAUGUCACCGCUGCCGGGUGCAAGCUUGUGGGCGGGCAGUGGAAGGGCGGGUACGAUAUCAGUGGACACGUGUUUUUGCUGACGCUGGGGAGCGCGCUGUUGUGGUUUGAGAUCUUGCCGGCGGUGAGCAGGGCGGAGGGGCUGAGGGAUGGGAGGAGGGUGGUUAUGAGCGAUGGGAAGGUUAGGACCGCGGCUAGCGAGGCGCAGAGGGAGUCCCAUGGGGUUGAGGGAGGGGCGGAGGAAGGUCCUGGACUGGGCAUGAAGGUCGCGCUGGGUGUUAUGGGCAUGAUGUGGUGGAUGCUGCUUAUGACGGCCGCGUUCUUUCACACCUGGUUCGAGAAGUGGACUGGUCUAGUGGUGGCAUUUUCGGGCUUGUGGGUGGUUUACUUCCUCCCGAGGGCCGUCCCGGCUAUGAGGGCUAUUGUGGGUAUGCCUGGGGUUUAA
Coniosporium apollinis CBS 100218 is the source of this 1029-nucleotide messenger RNA. RefSeq lists its product as uncharacterized. Gene Ontology annotation, cellular component: endoplasmic reticulum membrane. The record is from RefSeq and is a predicted model, not a curated record. Bases 1 to 1029 code for a protein of 342 amino acids. Gene Ontology annotation, biological process: lipid droplet organization; phospholipid biosynthetic process; lipid storage. Lineage: Eukaryota; Fungi; Ascomycota; Dothideomycetes. The transcript has a single exon.